Molecule: messenger RNA, 2013 nt
Organism: Pimephales promelas (fathead minnow)
Lineage: Eukaryota; Metazoa; Chordata; Actinopteri; Cypriniformes; Leuciscidae
Gene: cdr2a
Product: cerebellar degeneration related protein 2a
Source: RefSeq, a predicted model, not a curated record
CUCUUCACUCAGUUGAAGUCUGACUCUGCCACGUUGCUGUAAACACCGGUUCACACCGCUAGGGAUUGAACCAGUGAAAGCCUCAAAAGCCCGGCUCACCGGCGUCUAUCCAUCGGACAAAGGGCGCUGAUGCCUUAAAAUAACCAGGAUAAGAAAGUAACCGUGCGCUUCCAGUCGGCGAAGCUGUGUUUGCAGUCGAGAUGCUGACGGACGUGAUAGUAGAGGAGGACUUUGAACGCAAUGAGGAUGAUAUGUGGUACAGCAGGAAGGAUCUGGAGCACGAUCUCCAUUUGGCGGCUGAGCUGGGCAAGACUUUGCUGGACAGGAACCAUGAGCUGGAGCAGGGCCUACAGCAGAUGUACUCCACCAAUCACGAGCAGCUGCAGGAGAUCGAGUACCUGACCAAGCAGGUGGAUCUCCUGAGGCAGAUGAACGACCAGCACGCCAAAGUUUAUGAGCAGCUGGACUUAGCGGCGCGAGACCUGGAGAAAAGCAACCAGAGGCUGGUGCUGGAGAACCGGACUUCCCAACACCGGAUCGAGAGUCUGACUGAGACCAUAGAUGGGUUGCAGACUCACAUGGAGGGCCUUCAGAAGCAGGUGGACGAACUGAAGAUGUCCCAGUCCAAGCGAGAUCUCGCAGGGGUGCGCCGCAGCCUUGGUGCCCAAAGCAUUUCUUGUCUGAAAGAAAUCUAUGAUCUGCAGCAAGACAAGUGCUUGAGCUCCGAGAGCCUGCUUGAGGAGAAGUCCUGGCCUGCGCUGGACGACAGACGCGUGGAGGUAGAGGUGGAGGAGACCUCCACCCUUCAGCACACCCUCCACAACCUCAAGCUGCAGCUAGCGGCGGAGCGAGCCCGACGGGUGGAGGCGGAGCGUGAGGCGGAGCUGACGGUGCAGGAGAACAGCGCGCUGGAGGAGCGCCUGAGUGCGCUGGAGGGAGCGCGCCGCCGGCAGGCCGAGCUGGAGGCCGAGGUGGAGGAGCUGCGGCAGCUCUGGCGCUCGGAGUCGACAGGUGCCAGGCUGACGGACGCGCUGCUCCCUGAUAACGUGUUCUUCGGUGGGGAUGAGAGGACGAGGGUGGAGCCAGAGGAGGAGGAAGGCCUGGAGCUUCCUCAGGGGAGGCGUCGCUGCAGCAGCGAGAGCUUCAUCCGAGGCGCUCGAGCCGAGGACAUCCGGCGCGGACACGAGCGCACGUGCAUCCGCCGGGCCCAGGCGGUGAAGCAGCGCGGGAUCUCCCUGCUCAACGAGGUGGACGCGCAGUACAGCGCGCUCCAGGUGAAGUACGAGGAGCUGCUCCGCCGCUGCCAGCAGGGGGCCGACAGCCUGAGCCACAAGGCCGUGCAGACGCCCACCGCCAACACACUACAGCGCCGCAAGAGUCAAGCUAGCACCGCGACCGAGACCAGGGACGAGCUCCAUCAGCCAGAAUACAAGGCCCUCUUUAAAGAGAUCUUCACCUGCAUUCAGAAAACCAAAGAGGACCUGAGUGAGAACAGGCCCGGGCAGAUUUAUACAUCUUAGUGUAAUGAUCUGGGCCUUUGCACUUCCAGACAGUCUUUGUGUGUAUGUGUGUGAAGAUUGCACUAUAACACCAGUGCCUAAAUACACAAUAUACUACACCAAACCGUCCACAACCUGCAAUGGCAGAACGCAGGCUUUUUGUACGUUCAUCUCGUAAGUCUUAUUCCCGUAAAUUUGAGACUCGUGGACCUCUGCGAUUACAGCCAUACCGAGCGAAUCUGUGCUUUGGGUUUGCCAGCACCUCUUGAAUUCGUAGAACCACGUCUGUGUAAGACUUUAAGACUUAAACGUCCGAUGUUCAGAGACUAAAUUAUUAUGACUAACCCACUAACACAGAUAAUGAACUAACGUAAUGCAAAUGAAAUGCAUGUUGGGGUCAACCUCCCAAAACGAGAAUGAGAAGUUUCACUCCAGACUCUAAAUGAAUACAUUUUAUUGAAAAUUGAAAUAUCCCAGAUAGCACAAGUCUAUUUGAUGUGAUGUUUACGUCUGG